UUGCCAGUGAAUAAAUUAGCAGUUAUCGGUGCAUGUUCGAUUACAGGUGAAGUUGUACAAUUAGAACAGCGUUUAUGCGAUCUUAAAACGAAAUGCAUCCCAAGUAAUCAACAACAACUCAGCAAGCAGUUGUCCACUGCAAGUGAGAAUUUCAUGCGUACACUCCGACCACAAUUCUCGAUUCGAAAUGAAAAUGGGUUUUGGUUGGAUGAUGAAAUUGGUGUUCAAAGCGGAUUUGAUGUUCGUGACUUGAUUUUAACAGCAAAUGACGAAGAGAUCGCUACUAUUAGUGAACAAGUUUUAUCGAUCAUUGAACCAUAUUUAUCAAUCGCUGAACUCGAGGUUGGUAUGACUGGUCAUUAUGAACUCUCUUAUGCCGCAUUCGGGCAGAAAUACGUACAGAUUGUCCUAAAAGAAAGACUUUCAAUAUUGAUAUUAAAAAUUAAACAUUUUGAUUGA
Molecule: messenger RNA, 459 nt
Organism: Anisakis simplex (herring worm)
Lineage: Eukaryota; Metazoa; Nematoda; Chromadorea; Rhabditida; Anisakidae
Source: the annotation of a GenBank genome assembly